AUGGACGCAGCAGCUCACCGGUCGAGAGGCAGUGGAAAUUGCCAGUUGAGCAACGAGGAUUUGCACCGAGGAGCCGUGAACCGUAAUGAACAUCCUAUUUCGGCAGAAGCAUUAGCUAACGAACUAUUAACAGCAGAUGGGCAGGUUCUGAGCGUUUGCAGCCAAAAAUAUCUCACCCUUCUUGUCCUUGAGUUUCUCCGGGCCAAAGCUUUUCCACUUGUCAAGCUGGGCAGGCGUCAUGACUGGGCAGCUCAAAUCCAUCGUGUCCAGUUUCUCGAGACUGAAAUCUCACGACUUUUCCAGAAUCCGGACUUGUUUCCCUCACCUGCCUCUAGAGCAAGAUUUGCUGCGAUGAUAGCACUUGAUGGAAAUCUGCAAUUCAUCCAAGCGGUCAAAGAUCUCUUACUUCGUGAAUCCGCAAGAGAGAUUGCGCAGUAUUCGCGUGACAAACUUACACACACGAGCUAUCUAUAUGGCAGCAAAGGCUGGGAAAAUUUCUUUCUCAACAUGGCUCCAGGUGCUCCAGAACUUGAGAAGCGCAUGGUAACCAUUCCGAAAUCGUCAUUUCAAAUCGUGCCAGCUGUGGGGAUGAGAUUCAUUGUAGACAACAAGGCAGAGGAGCGAGUUAUUGCACGCUGGAUAAGGGAGGCUCAAAUGCCAGUCGAGGUGCAACGGGCAUCGACCACCAGAUUGAUCGACUUAGAUAUGGAAGAUGAUGAUGAACCUCAUGGGGUACCUAUGCUUAGUCAACAACCUACCACUAUGUACUCACGCCCAAAUCCGUUCAAGGAGCAUUUGAAAAUCCGACUCGACCUUCCAAUCCAAGAACCCGAGCCUUUGGAAGACUAUACCCCUUUCCUGGGUCGUCUCGAGUCUGCUCCUCUACCCGCAAACCUUCCCGGUGGUGCAACAAUGGUGGCUCCCAAUAUCUUUCCCAUGGUCGGUGUUCGCUCCUGGCAUCGACCAACUAGGCCCUGGGAGCUACGCCAUUACCCCUGGCUGGUUGAGGCUAGUAGCGCUACACCAGAUGCGGCAUGA
Messenger RNA from Capronia epimyces CBS 606.96, 1038 nucleotides. RefSeq lists its product as uncharacterized. The record is from RefSeq and is a predicted model, not a curated record. Bases 1 to 1038 code for a protein of 345 amino acids. The transcript has 6 exons. NCBI's taxonomy places the organism in Eukaryota, Fungi, Ascomycota, Eurotiomycetes, Chaetothyriales, Herpotrichiellaceae.